Ambispora gerdemannii is the source of this 123-nucleotide messenger RNA. The record is from the annotation of a GenBank genome assembly. Lineage: Eukaryota; Fungi; Glomeromycota; Glomeromycetes; Archaeosporales; Ambisporaceae.
AUGAAUUCAUUUUUUGUUAAGUCAAAUGAAUUAAUGAUUCUGGUGAUUUCGAAUAUUUCUGACGCGAAAUCACUGAUUCUCCAAGUUUCAUUAUGUCAAAAGAGAAAAAGACAACAAUUGUAG